Molecule: messenger RNA, 5143 nt
Organism: Silurus meridionalis
Lineage: Eukaryota; Metazoa; Chordata; Actinopteri; Siluriformes; Siluridae
Product: zinc finger protein 335-like
Exons: 28
Coding region: 315-4670 (1451 amino acids)
Biological process (GO): positive regulation of neurogenesis; brain development; regulation of gene expression
Cellular component (GO): nucleus
Molecular function (GO): RNA polymerase II cis-regulatory region sequence-specific DNA binding
Source: RefSeq, a predicted model, not a curated record
AAAGUCAGAAACCAUUUUGAAAUCUGACAAUAAGCUACUUUUUUUUUUCCAAAAAAAUGGCAGCGCGCUAUUAUACUGCAUAUCUGUGCAAUCGAAGUCUGAAUGAUAUUUUCUUAAGUUUAAUUUGAAAUAAGGAGACACAGAGAGGAGCUUGAGCUCUCAGAUAAAUAGGAUCCGGUCAGCUGGAACAGGAAGCGAGGAAAUACUGAUGGCGCCCGACUAGAAAGCGGUAGCGAGGAUCGCGUCCAUCGGCUUAUUUAUUUAAGAGCAUCGGCGACUACGAACACAAAAAAGAAGCGCAUUCAUGAGCAGAGAUGGAUUCAGAGGACAUGGAAGUGGAGAGCAGCAGCGAUGUGGGGCAUUCAGGGAUGGAGGAGCCAUCCGAGAGUGGCAUGGCAAUGGAGUCCUCCGAAGCGAUGUCUGCAGACAGUAGUGACACAGCCACACUGCCAGCCCUCGCACCUGAGUCUGACUGCCAUGUUGGACAGAGUUCUGAGGGCCUUGUGGUGUUUAUCCCAGAGACAAGCUCCAGUACAGACGUACGUGGUGUUCAUCUCCCAGACUCCUCCUCUGUCGCACAGUCCACCAGUGUCUCCAGCGUGUCCACAGUCACCCAGUCAGUGUUGGUGUCCGAGUCACCACAGGUCCUCGUGCACUCCAGUGCUGUAUCUGAAGGAGGGAUGAUGGUGUCUGACUCAACAGCUUCCACCUCUUCCGACCUAGGCUCUGCUAUUGACAAAAUAAUCGAGUCCACCAUUGGGCCUGAUAUAAUGAAUGGUUGUAUUGCAGUAACAAGUGCAGACGACGACAGUGCAGAGACCACUCAGUAUCUGAUUCUGCAAGGACCUGAUGAUGGAGCUCCCAUGGUAGCACAGAUGUCUUCCUCUGCACUAUGUAGCCGCCUUACUAUUGACACCUUAUCAGAUGGGCCAACUUCCACCUGCUUAGAUCAGGCCGACUUAUCAGAGAGUCUGCAGCCAGACCAGCCAGGCCACUCAGACUACAUUGAACAUGAGGAUGGCAGCAGCAGCAGCAGCAGCAUUAGUCAGCCUGAUCCAGAUCAGACGGGUGAUCCAGGUCAGUCCCAGUUUGAAGACUAUGGUGUGGACGAGUCUGAGGAAGCGCUUAGAGGCUAUGUUGCCGAGUGCAGCAAUGCAGUUGAAUGUAGCGACAGCAGCAGUGUGGAUGAUGGCACUGUGCGGCACUCCUUGGCUGACACAGCAGGCUCUCAUCUACAAGAGCAGAUGGAAUGCAGUGAUAGCCAAGCCGGGCCAUACAUCAGCAGCAGUGGUACUUACGCAACCCUUCCAGAGCCUGAGGCAGCACCCAGGGAGGACGAUGGUGUUGUGGCGGAGUCUGGAGUGGCGGCAGGGCCAGGGGACAGGGCUCCUGACCUGGCUGAGCUUGAAGAAAUGAUGGAGGUGGUCAUUGUGCAACAGUUUAAGUGCAAGAUGUGUCCAUAUAAGAGUGUUUCUAAAGACACUCUCAUCAAUCAUAUGAGAGACCGGCACUUUAAACCUAAAGGAAAUCCUCCUAAAAAACGAGGACGUGGAAGACCAAGAAAAUCUGAGACGCUGGCACAACAAGGGGGACAGAUGAAGAAAGAGCUGCCAGAGGAAGAUGAAGAUGACAUCGUAGAUGCUGGUGCCAUUGAUGAUCCUGAAGAGGACAGUGACUAUAACCCAGCGAAUGAUCAGCUGAGAAGCAGGCCGACCACACACAGACCGUCAUCUGCCUCUUGCUCUUCAUCUUUCUCCUUUAACUCAAAGCGACCUCGCAGGAUGGUGGGCCCGCCACGUAAAUUUCUCUUCCCCCAAAGUUACACAGCAACAGCAGCAUCAGGACCUCAGACAAGCACUUCAAUGGACUCCCAAGCUCCUGAAGAGGCCAGUUCCUCUGGGCUGGAGAAUGGAGCUUCCUCUGUAUCUAAUGGUUGUGCUGUAGAGCAAGGUGUCAGCCAAUCAGAUUCAGAGAACAAAGAUCCCUCAUCAAAUAAUUGCCCUGAUGAUGAUGAGUUUUUCCCACGGAAGCGGGGACGACCAUCAAGGCGUUUUCUUCGCAAGAAAUAUAAAAAAUAUAUUAACAGAAACAAGUACUACAAAUCCCUCAAGCCUCUGCUGAGACCUCACAACUGCUGGAUCUGUGGGUCACGCUUUCUGUCUCAAGAGGAUCUCCGAUUUCAUGUGGAUUCACACGAGGGAAACGAUCCAGAACGCUUUAAGUGCCAGCAGUGCAGUUACCGGUGUAAACGUUGGUCUUCACUUAAGGAGCAUAUGUUCAACCACCAAGGUACCAAACCUUUUAAGUGUGACGUCUGUGAUUAUUCAAGUGUCUACAAGAAGGACGUUGUCCGACAUUCUGCAGUUCACAACAAAGAGAAGAGUAAGAAGACAGGCCUGUCUUUUGAUGGUUCUCCCCAGACCCCAAAGGUGUCUGAGUUCCCCUGUCCAGUCUGCCAUCGUGUUUACCCAAUGCAGAAACGUCUCACACAGCACAUGAAGACACACAGCUCAGAGAAACCGCACAUGUGUGACAAGUGUGGAAAAUCUUUCAAGAAACGAUAUACUUUCAAAAUGCAUCUUCUCACACAUAUCCAAAACUGUGGAAACAGCUUGUUUAAAUGCGAGUUUUGUGAAGUCACUUGUAACGAUAAGAAGCAACUUUUAAACCACCAGCUGUCUCACACCAAUGACAAACCUUUCAAAUGUGACUACUGCAAGUACUCCACUAGCAAAGAGGACUUCCUGGUGUCUCACAUUGCUAUCAAACACACUGGAGAGAAGCCAUUCUGCUGUGACAUGUGCCACUUCAUGACCAAGCACAAGAAGAACCUGCGGUUACACAUGCAGUGCCGUCACCCUGAGGCCUUUGAAAAGUGGUGUGAGUCCAAUCCCGAAGAGCCAGAGAGGAGACGCAGGAAGCCCUUCUUCACACUGCAGCAGAUAGAGGCUCUCAAACAACAGCACGAGAGCCAGACACUAGGGAGCACCAUUGUAACCGUAAAUCCUUUAACCCUUCAAACCAUGGAGGCAAUGGGGAAUGCAUCAGUAUCACAGGAUGAACUGGGAAACACCACUAUCAUUUACGAACAAGGUCAGUCGUCAGAUCUGUCUGCACAGAACGCACUGGACCUGCUCCUAAACAUGAGCAAUGCACGAGAGUUAGUUGGAAACUCUCUCCAGGUCGCGGUGCUGAAAUCAGAUGGCAAGACACUCGAGGCCGGCUCUUGGGUGGAAGCGGAGUCAGCAGGUCAAGACUCAUCCCUGCAGCCACAGAAUGUGGUGACCUAUCACGUGUCAGAGAAUGGGGAGACCCUCGUGCAGGAGGCGCUGACUCAGGAGGAAGCGCUGACUCAGGAGGAGGCAGCAGAAGGUGAACAGGAGUUUGCACAGAUUGCCAUCAGCGCCUACGAAACUGCCAGAGAAUUUAGUGUUGUGGAACAGGCUUCUGAGGAGAUUCACACUACUGCUUAUAGUGCAGAGGAGAGCUCAGCUGAUGAUCAAACCAUGGAGGUAAACAACGAGUCGGUGUCUCUCUCAACACCAUUGAAAGAACACAAAGAGAAGUUCUACCUGAGCUCCAGUUUGACUGAUGGUGUGCUUCAGCAAGUGGAGCUGAGCAGUGAAGCCCCAGGCUCUCCAUCCCAGAGUUCAUCUUCCCAGCCCCAGCAGCUCAACACCAAACGCUUCUGCUGUCGGGUCUGCAUGGAGACUUUUCACGGCCGCUCCGACAUGGAAAACCACAAGAGGGCGCACCUGGACCCCAACACUUUCAAAUGUCCAGACUGUGAAUUCACCUCUACAUCAUGGCCAGAGGUUAAGACUCAUAUGUCAAUGCACGCCUACCUUCGUCCUCACAAAUGCACCAAUUGCAGCUUUGCCUCUAAAAACAAGAAGGACCUGCGACGCCAUAUGAUGACACACACCAAUGAGAAGCCUUUCUCGUGUGAAGUCUGUGGACAGAGGUUUAACCGGAAUGGCCAUCUGAAGUUCCACAUGGAGAGGCUGCACACGCAAGACCCUCCGCCUCGCAAGCCUAGAUCUAGCAGCUCCCAACAGACUAUUAUAGUGAACAGUGAUGAGGAGGCCUUGGCUACACUACAGACAUUGCAGGCAGGUCAGACUGUGAUUAGUCCAGAGCAGUUGCAGCAGGCCUUAGGACAGGAGCAUAUAAUAGUGGCCCAGGAACAACCUCUCUCUGACCAGGAGGAUGCUACAUACAUUCAGCAGAUAACUACAGUUGAUGGCCAGACAGUGCAACACUUAAUGACAGCAGAUAAUCAGGUGACAGAGGUUCAAUACAUAAUCUCACAAGACAGUGUUCAGCACUUGAUCCCACAGGAAUAUGUCGUCGUAUCCAAUGGCAACCACAUUCAGAUGGAGGAUGGCCAGAUUGCUCAUAUCCAGUAUGAACAUGAUGGGACACUCCUACAGGAACAGCAGAUUGCUGUGACACACAAUGGACAAAUCCAGUACUUCCCUAUCAGCACUGAGCAACAAAUAGUGAGCCCUGAGGAUCUGGAAGCUGCCGCCCACUCCGCUGUCACCGCUGUAGCGGAUGCAGCCAUGGCCCAAGCUCAGACUGUGUACACAGAGGCCACACCUGAACAGCUGGAGCAGAUGCAGCAGCAGGGCAUCCAAUAUGAUGUCAUCACCUUUGCAGGGGAAUAAAGACUUUUGCAGUGCCUUGGAGCACAACGUAACAACUUAGUUACUUUACAUAAAGGAAAGGCAGUGUGCAAACCAAUAUUUUGUGGUUUUUGUAUAUUAUGUAAAAUACAAUUAUAGAAAGAUACAGAAUUACGAAAAUACAAUAGUGGAAACUAAAAGCAAAUCAUGGCAUAAUUAUUUAAAAUGAUUUAUCUUGCUGUGCGGUCACUAUUCUGCUUUGUAAAAAAAAAACAAAAAAACAUAUGAAGUUAGGUAUUUAUGAUUUGCUUGGUAUGUGGAAUAAGAGGAUAAUGACUACUGGUGGUACUGCAUAUGUACUUUGGAAGUCUGGUCUAGGUCUAUGUUUCUCUUAAACAAUGUUCUGAAAUAGUAGCCUUUAUUUCCUGUUUCAAUUAUGUUUUUUAUGUAUAUUGUUUCCAUUUAGGGUUUUUGCUUUGACAUUAAUAAAGCCAAUACCACAUAAAUCAAAUCUA